AUGGACGUCCGGUCGCAGACCUAUAUCAUGCCCGUCGAAUACUGCUGCGACAAGAUGAGUCUCGGCGCCUAUGACGCGGGCGUAGAGGCUGCCGACAAGCUCUUCCUUUCUCUCCCAAUGUCCGUGGACAGCCAGCUUGCCCGCGGCCUGUUUCAAGUGUUGAUUGAGGAAAGGAAGGUGGCUAUCAAAGCCCUUGCCGAAUCCGACGCAUACACCGUGACCGGACUGCGCUUUUCGGAAGGGAGCACUCUGGAGGCGGAUGCAAUCAUCUGA
Molecule: messenger RNA, 273 nt
Organism: Penicillium argentinense
Lineage: Eukaryota; Fungi; Ascomycota; Eurotiomycetes; Eurotiales; Aspergillaceae
Product: Monooxygenase
Exons: 2
Coding region: 1-273 (90 amino acids)
Source: RefSeq, a predicted model, not a curated record